AUGGGUGUUUGGGGAGGGGGUGUAGAAAAGCCAUUCAAAUACACUGAACCACAGAAAGAAAGAUUUAAAUUAAUAGAAGAAGAAUCGAAAGCUGACCGAAAAGUGCCGACACAGCCAUUGGCCUACUUUUCUGUUGACGGAAGGAUUACGAGAUAUAAUCUGCGAAAACUGGCAGAACUUCCCUAUCAUCUGAUUCGAGCCAAAAGAUUCAAUGACUUAUUGAAAACAUUCCCUAAUAUGAUUGGUCCACAAAUUCUGGCCAGACUUCUAUGUCUUAGAGACGACUGUCCUAAUAUACGUAACCUAUUAAAGCAAUGUGACACUAAGGGUGCCCUCCAUUGCGCACUACUUCCGGUCAAUCAUUGUCUUCACACACCGGGAGGUCCUCUCAUAGCUGCCAUUGCGCUGAACAAGAGCCGCACCAUUGUGUUCGUCGGCGACCUCUCAAACAAAGUCUGUUACCACAGAAGGCGAAGAAAUAGAUGGUCGCCGAAGAGACAGCUCUCGACGGAUGACAUUCAGACUGGAAAUCAAUUGCUUUCGUUACAAGUUUUUAAGCAUAAAUUUUUAGUGGCUCUCCAUUUAAGAGGAUUUUAUAUUUGGACCAUUGAUUCGCUGCCAUUGAGUGACAAGUGUCUGUACCUCCCGCUGCCCCACACCGUCCGCAACAUAUCAAUAAAGCCACUCAAGUGCUCCAAUCCUAUAGUAUUUUCAAAGACAAACCAAUACCUGAUGGCAGGCGUCCGCAAAAGUCUCUACAUUUAUUGCCUUCAGAGCUCACAACUCCUGAAGACAUUGGACGCACACUUCGCCAGAAUUGUUCAAAUCAAGUCAUAUAUUGUCGACGAUUUGGAUGCAAUUGUCACCUCGUCUUUCGAUAAGACAAUCAAAGUGUGGAAUAUUAAGAAUCUCUUCGAACGCGUCCACACUAUCGACAAAAUGGAUCUUCCGAUCGAUUCCAUCAGUUUUUCGUCGCAGAAGAAUUUGGCGCUAACUGUCACCAGGAAUUCGGUGGGCAUCUGGUCUCUCGAGAGGGCACAACUGCUCACCACUCUGUCCGACUCCAAGAUCGGAGCCAUUGUCACCCACGCCAUCAUCACAGACGACGCCCGGUAUGUGUUGUCCAUCGAAAACGACAACUUCUUGGUCUGGGAUUUGAAUGAUUUGAAGAUUGUUUUUAAAGAACAAGAAAAUAAUGUAAAGGAUCUCAUUGUAUGUGAUAAUGAUUCUAAAGCUCUGAUUAUCAGACAAGUGUCAGAUGAAAAUGAUGUCAAGAAUAUGGUAAUGUCUGUCAGAGCAGUUCCAACGGGUGACAAAUUAUAUCGUGGCAAAGAGACUGUCGUCGGACUCAUUGGCGGAGAGUUUUCAUACAUAUUGGAUGUCUUAACGCAAAGAGUGAUGACUAGAAUCACGCGAUGGAACGGACAGAUAGACUCUUCGGGCAAAUUCGGACUCUUUGUCCCCCAGAGAGGAGGUCUCGAACUCAUUGAUCUCAAGUACGGAUCAACUCUUAAGGUAUUACUUCCGCACACAUCCGAAGGUGUGGUGCGAGUGAUGACUGGAUUCACAAGCGAUAACUCUUAUGUCUUCUACUAUCAUACCAUGAAAAAGACAAUUCGUAAGGAUUGUGUCAAACAUCUCAAUGAACUGCCGUCUCGUAUGAGCGCAUCCACUCUCACCCAACAGAACCCCUUCAAGACGUGGAGGACUGUCGCCAAACUAGCGGUCAUUGCGGCCAAAACUCAGACACAGGGCUCUCAGACAGACUCAAAGACAUGUGUAUUGAGCUGA
This is a messenger RNA of Oppiella nova, 1791 nucleotides long. The record is from the annotation of a GenBank genome assembly. NCBI's taxonomy places the organism in Eukaryota, Metazoa, Arthropoda, Arachnida, Sarcoptiformes, Oppiidae.